Molecule: messenger RNA, 624 nt
Organism: Penicillium samsonianum
Lineage: Eukaryota; Fungi; Ascomycota; Eurotiomycetes; Eurotiales; Aspergillaceae
Exons: 3
Coding region: 1-624 (207 amino acids)
Biological process (GO): transmembrane transport
Cellular component (GO): membrane
Molecular function (GO): transmembrane transporter activity
Source: RefSeq, a predicted model, not a curated record
AUGACCGUAGCCAUUGGCCUCUGUACAGCCGUACCGCUAUUAGCAGUCUUGAUAGUUGCCAUGAAAGACAUGGACCGAGUAAUAAACGCCGGAAUGGCAGCCAUGGAACUAUUAUACCAAGCAACAGGAUCAAUAAGGUGGGUCACCUGUGGGCGUCUUGCAUGGGCAUUUGCCAGAGACCGAGGUACUCCAUUUCCAGAUUUCUUCGAUAACAUAGACAAGCGGCUCCAAUUCCCGCUUCGCACGAAUAUAGCCUCUAGGGUUUUUGCUGCUAUUUAUGGUCUCAUAUAUCUUGCCAGCACCACGGCUUUCAACUCCAUCAUUACCUCUGCAGUUACGCUAUUGAACUUGAGUUACACCAUUCCUCAGGCUAUCCUCAUUACGCGAGGUCGUGCGCAGUGUCCCAAAGUGGCCGCUCGAUCUUGGUCGAUGGAGAUAUAUUUGCAAUGUUUUUGCGCCGCUGCACCCGUUUUGGUGGGAUUGUUUCUUAGCAUUCUUGUCUUCUGGGGUUUGAUAGAUGACGAGUUCAAGGGGCCUAAUAUUAAUUGGGAGAUGCUGAACCUCAAGAAUGAGGCACCAAGCGACGCUUCGACGGAUAUAGUUGAGCCGAGCAUAAACCUGUGA